ACUGUACUAAGUGCUUUAUCUGCAUUGUCACCGAGUGGUCCUAAUAACUCGUGAUGGAGACUAGUAUUCUCCCCAUUUUAUAAUUGCGGAAGCCUCAGUAACUUUUCCCGUAACACAGUAAAUGAUGGAGUCAGAAAUUGAAUUCCCCAAGUCUAGACUCUUAACCGUACCCCUGCACUGCCUCUCUGCCUGUCUGCUGUACCUGUGAGCCAAGUGUUUGACAUAUGUUCUUUCAACAUCUUUGUCUCAGCUCUGUACUCAUAGCCCUCUGAGGGGAUACAGCGAGGUAGAAGCCUCAGCCCCUACCUUCUAGGUUGUGUACACCUGAUCCAGUUGACUGAAAAUACAAAGCAAAGCGCUCCAGUGAGUGGUGCGGGCUGUUCAGAGGAGGGAGAGAUGUCAAUCAGCUGGAGUUGCUGAAUGCACAGGAAGGAUGCUGUUUUCAGCUGGGUGUGAUCUGGAAGAUCAUGGAAGGACAUUCCGAGGCAAGGACAGCCAAAGCAAAGACCGACAGCUGGGAUUCCACCUGCCCCUCAGCUCUUCAUCUGAUGGCUGGCAUCUCGGGGAUCUUUUUUUCCUAAAAUUGUUGGAAUUCCUGUGAUCAUCAUGAGAACUCUUCCCCUGGCCCCGUCACCGUCCUGUAUCCUGGACUUGUUCUAACUAAGGAACCUCGGUUUAGACACCUGAGUAUCAAGUUCUCUUCCUGAGGAAUUCUCCAGUCGGUAGAAUGUAGACUCCAUUUGGGGUAUCUCUUUUUGGCAUGAUGAUCUCCUGACAUAUCGCUGUGUCCAUAGGUGUAAUUUUUCCAUUUCUGGAAACAGACACUGCUACCUCUAUUCAGAACCAUCAAGCCUGUACCUCAAAGUGUCUCCUAGCCUUGGAGUGCUGAAGUUCAGUUGGACUCUCUGCUUCGUUCUGGAAAUUUGUGGGCUCCAACUCAGGCCAUGUCACAACAGACCAGACCUGCAGACCUCCCAGGAGGACAAAACCCAUCUUCCUCACCCACAAAGCUGGACUCCUCUUGUUGGAUAUGAGACCUUUCUUUUACCUCUUUUCUCAUUUCUUCUGUAUUCACAUGACUCCCAUUCAGUCACGUAUGUGGACACACCUUUGUUCCCGGUACCUCCACUGCCUCUUCCCCAGUUCUGCUGCAGCUGCUCCUGAGCCCAGGUCCCAAGACAGAACAGGCCUUUGACAGCAGCUGGUGUUGUUUCAGGAGGCAGCAACAUUUGAGGAUGUGAUCAAAGAUUGGAACUGUUAGGAAGCCUCUCAGAAGGACUGCAGCAGGGGCGCAAUGCUGGACAGUUAUAAGAACGUGGUGCCUCAGGCAUCCUUCUUACAGUUCUCCAUGGUGCCGCAGAGAGCUGGAAACGAUCCCCCUGGUGUUUCAAAUACAAGUGAAAUGGAACUGGAGAUAAGAAGCAUGAGAGAAAAGUUUCUCACCAGUGUAACUAAGUUAGUAGAAAGCAAAAGUUACAAUAGCAAGGUAUUUUCCAAAGAAAAGUACUUUCAAACAAUAAAGGAAGUCAAAGAAGCUAAGGAGAAGGGGAAGAAGUCAUCACGUGAUUAUCGCCGAGCAGCAAAAUACGACGUGAUCUCUGUACAAGGCACAGAGAAACUAAUAGAGGCAACUCACGGAGAACGAGAUCGAGUACGGUAUUAUGUACAUAAGGAGGAGCUGUUUGACAUUCUUCACGAUACACAUCUCAACAUCGGGCAUGGCGGGCGGACGCGCAUGCUCAAGGAGCUGCAGGGGAAAUACGGGAAUGUCACCAAAGAGGUCAUUGUCUUGUAUCUGACUCUGUGUAAACAGUGCCACCAGAAGAACCCAGUACCCAAGAGAGGCCCUCCACCUAAGCCCAUGCCACUGAAGGACACUGACUCCAGAUGCCAAGUGGAAAUACUUGACAUGCAGUCAAAUGCUGAUGGCGAGUUCAGGUUUAUUUUAUAUUAUCAGGACCACUUGACCAAGUUUAUUAUUUUACGGCCAUUAAAAGCCAAACAGGCCCACGAGGUGGUGAGUGUCCUAUUGGAUAUUUUCACAAUUCUUGGUACACCCAGUGUGUUAGAAUCUGACAGUGGCGUGGAGCUGACAAACCAGGUUGUUAACGAGCUCAAUGAGGUAUGGCCAGACCUAAAGAUCGUCUCUGGUAAGUACCACCCUGGCCAAGGCCAGGGCUCCCUGGAGCGAGCAAGCCAUGAUGUCAAGAGCAUGCUAAGUGCCUGGAUGCAGAGUCACCACUCAUGUCACUGGGCUGAAGGCCUGCGAUUCAUGCAGAUGGUGAGGAAUCAGGCCUUUGAUGUUUCUCUGCAGCAGAGUCCGUAUGAAGCAAUGUUUGGUUGCAAAGCCAAAUUUGGACUCUAUUCCUCUCACCUACCCCGGGAAACUGUGGCUAUUUUACAAACAGAAGAAGAACUAGAAAUUGCUGAAGAACAGCUAGAAAGCAGCCUUUGGAUCAGGCAGGAAGAAAGGGCUGAGGUUGGAGCAGACAGAUCUGAUAUGGAUGAGGACGUCAACCCCACUCCUCCCGAAGUUGCAGAGCCCAGCACCUCACAGGGGGCCCCAGGUCUAUUCUGCUGGUGAACAGACACCUGCUGGCUGGACAAUCACAGUGCCUCAGGGUACCACUAGCCAUCUGAGAACUGUUGCCAAGGUCCCAGGGGAAGGAACGAAGGCCGCACUCUCAGGAAGGCUGUCUGCGGUAGUCCUGGCUCAGAGGGGAAAAGUGGAUCAGGUCUCUGAUGUAGGGCUGCUGUAACAAGUUGCCAUAAACGUGGAGCCUUAAAACAACAGACAUUUAUUCUCUCGAUUUUCUGGAGGCCAGAGGUCCGAAAUCAAGUUGUCGGCAGGCUUCGUUUCUUCUGAAGGCUCUGAGGAAGAGUCCAUGCCAUGACCUUCUUCCUCUGGUGACUGCCGACAAGCCUUGGCAUUUCUUGGCUUAUAGUAGCAUAAAUCCAGACUCUGCCUCGUCUUCACGUGAGUCUUCGCAUGCCUUCUCUCCUCUGUGUGUGUGUGCUCCUUUUCUAUCUCUUACAGGACACCAUUGGACACCAAAUCUGUGUCAUUGGAUUGGGGGCCCAUUUUAACUGAAGAUGGUCUCAUCUCGAGAUCCUUACCUUGAUUACAUCUGCAAAGGCCCUUUUUCCAAGUCAGGUCACGUUGACGGGUGCUUGGGGUUUGGACUUGGACAUACCUUUGGGGGAUGCAGCUCUACCAGCUACAAUCAGUUAGAAGAGUGCGUUUGCCUGCAGAACAUGAACUGAUGGGCUCUUAAGCCUGUAGAGCUGAUGGGGCUCCCCUACGCACGUCUACUACAUAUUCCUUCCCCUGCCUCGUCCUGCUCAGACACAGAACCCAAAAGAUGGGGCAUCUGAGAAAAAGAUGUAGAUGCAGGGUAAAUAGUGAGAAGAAAAGAGGUUGAUGUAACAUGCCUCAGAGACUGGCUGCCCCACCAGCUGAGCUCUGUUUCCUGUUUCAAGAGAAACCUACUGUGCCACCCCCGCUCCUAGAGUGGCCCACACAGGGAUUAUUGCGUGACCUGCCUGAAACAUAUUUUAAAAGUGGGUCAGAAUUAUGGCACGGCUGGGAUUUGAAUCUGAGUCUGCCACUUUUCCAUGCCUCAAGUACAGAAAAGCAUGUUGUAUUCCCAGAACGCGUCAGUGCAUUCCAGGAAGUGACCAGAGCAGAGGAAUAAAUAACUAAGAACUCUGGAGCAAAAUGCAAAAGUUGGCCUGAUGUCACUGCCCCAACCAGAGAAGAACAGAGCAGGGCCAGUCUGGGUCGUGGUUCAGAGUAAGCGGAAGGAUAAUGCCCAGGAUCUGUGCACUGCUAGGUUCCCGAGGCCUGGAAGAGUGCCUAGCCCAUCAGAGGUGUUCAGUUAAGAAUUGGUUGAGUGAAUAAGUGAUUCUACAGAGAUGGAUGCAGGGGAAGAGAAAGGGCCUGCCGUCCUUUAUUCUCCUGUUCAUUCUUCCUGCAUAUCCCAGAGCGAGCUAAAAACCGUUCUGAUCGCCCCUGGUGCUGGUUUCCUCUUCUAAAAGGGGCAAGAGCAGUCCUGAUGCCACCUGCCUCACAGGGUUGUGAAAGGCGGUGAGAUAAUGCAGAUGAAAUUCUACGAUGUGAGUUGUCCUUGGUGCCAGCAGAUCUUGUCCUCCGCCGAGAGCUGGAGAUCUCUGUCCAUUGCCAUUACUUUGCUGAUUGAACAGUGUUAAGUUGGUUAUCCAUGGAGCCUGCAUCAUUAUUAGAAAGGCGAUGGUGUCACUUCCCAGCUUGUUUUGGGGCCCAGAAUCUUGCUCUGUCCUUGGCCAGCACCUCACUCUCCAUUCUUCCUUUGUCCCUCAGCCUCACAGGGCCUGGGAGGCCCAGCUUGACUGAUGUUACCAUCCCUCCCACCAAUGACCUAGUACCUCCUGGUUUGUGGGCAAACCGGGAACCACAUCAUCAGCUUGUGUGGGUGAGAGGUGAAAUGAGGCACUAUGCUGCUGUCUUUCCCAGGGGAUGGCUACAAAUAACUUGGGUUUCCGGAGCUGCUGCUUGAGUCUUCCUCUUUUGCUUUUUAAUGUUGGCAGUGGAGAGAGUUGAAGGUGGACACCUAGACCCAGUCCAGCCUUACUCUGCAUUACCGCAUUUCAGCACCUGCAGCAGAAGUCACCAACUAGUGCGCCACGUUUGCUUUCAGUUUGCAAAUGUAUUUUGUCCGCGUUAGUGUUUUUUAAAUUUAAAGUAUUAAUUGCCAUCACUUUCAAAACGGAAGAUUUCAUAUAAAAAUUUGGAUGUCUAGCACCUCUUGAAAACUUGGAAGAUCUGGCCCUACCUGGUCCACAUUUCUGCAUGGCAGCAAAUGGCCGGAGCUAAGUGGUGACACUCCACCCCAGCCCGCCCCCACCAUCCAUGCCUGAUUCUCCACUUGGCCACCAUCUGGGCCACCCAGAGUUUCUGCAUAUGGAUUUCUGUGCCACAUUGCUAAAGAAAGGCAAGUGAAAUCAGAAUGUGAAUAAAGGCCAGAAACAGAAUCAUGUAUCUAGGAAUUCAUGGUAAAAGUGGCAUUUCACAUCAGUGAGAAGGGUUAGAUUAUUCAAUUAAUGGUGCUGAUCAAUUAUACCUCAAUAAAAACAAACAAACAACAGUGCCAGAUCAUAUAGCUGUUCAUCUGGAAUUUAGGUUGUUUCCACAGCUUGGCUAUUGUGAAUGAUGCUGCAGUCAGUGAACAUGGAUGUGCAAAUAUAGAUCCUGAUUUCAGUUCUUUUGGGGGAAAAUAAUGCAGAAUUGGGAUUGCUGGAAUAUGUUUUUUUAAUUUCUAUUUCUAAUUUUUUGAGGAACCUUCAUGAUAUUUUAAUAGUUGCAUCAUUUUACAUUCCCAUUGACAGUGUACCAGAGUUCUGUUUUUCCACAUCCUUGCCAACACUUUGGAUUGGGUUUUUUUUGUAAUAUCCUUACUAACAAGUGUGAGGUGAGAUCUCAUUUUGUUUUUGACUUACAUUUCCCUGAUAACCAGUGAUGUUGACCAUCUUUUCAUGUACUUGCUGCCUUUUUGUGUGUCUUCUUUGGAAAAAUGUCUCUUCAAGUCCUUUGCCUGUUUUUUAAUUGGUCUUUUGGGUUUUUUGCUAUUGAGCUGAAGAAGUUCCUUAAAUAUUUUGUUUUUGUUGUUGUUUUCCACCAUGGGUCAUUUUGUUCCAAACUCACUUUCCGUUGCCUUCAUAUUGACAGAUCGUGCUUGUUCCCUAAAGCAGUGAUUUUUUUUUUUUUAUGAGGGGGAGGGGGUAAUUAGGUUUAUUUAUUUAUUUGAUUUUUCAGUGGAGGUACUGGGGAUUGAACCCAGUACCUCAGGCAUGCUAGGCAUUCACUCUGCCACUUGAGCUAUACCCUCUCGCCCUUAAAUAUUUGGGAUAUUAACUCCUUAUCAGAUAUAUGGUUUGUAGCUACUUUGAGAGAAGAUGGGAGACCCAGAGAUGGAUGCUUUAGUGAAUGUCUUCCACUUACAACUUUAUCAGAAUUAGCUUUACAUUGUGGAUUGGAAUCUGCUUUUUUGCAGCUCUAGGGGAAGAAAAAACACUUUCUUCUGAUAUUUCUGAGAUUCUAUUCCCAGUGGUUUUUUGAGGCUAAACAUUGGAAUGUCAUUAGUUAGCAGUGAGAUGGAGAGGGAGGAGUAUCUGAGAAGCUCAGACUUCAACUCUUGGUUCCAAAUUAUUUUGCAUGUUUUCUGGAUAUUUAUGCAACAGAUCAUUAAAGCAUGGAUUGCCAAGGGGAAGUUCAAACACUGUGUGGGCCAGUUACAUCUGCACAGUUACUUUAACCUUUUCUGAUUUGGUGCCUUUGGGGUGUAGAAUUUUAAGGGGAAAGGUUUAGUGGGGGUGUUUUUAAAUAUGUAAUUUACGUAUCUUUCCUUUUGUGGAAAUUUUACAGAAAUUGUUUUGAAACCUGAGAUACUUUUAAAUGUAAAAGAGCAAGAAACUUCUGUCCUUCAAAAGUUAACCAAUGGCAGAAUAGGUUUGUCUCUGUAAUCUUCUGAAUUUUGACCAGAAUUCUAUUCUUUGAAUUACUGAAACUUAGUUUCUGUUCUGGGUUCCUGGUUCCACUUUAUUGUUGUUAUCUUGGCGCCAACCUUUGUUUACCCACGUUGUGACAUUUUUACCCCAGAAUUAAUUACCCCAGAUGGUCUGCUGUACUAUGUUUUCCAAGCAAACAAAGUGGGCAGGAAAUAGGAGCUUCCUGAGCAAAUUGGCUUUCCGUUUUAAUAUGAGGCUUUGCCUUUUAGAAGCUUGUUUAUCUUAUGUCUACUUUUCUUAUUUAUAAUUGAUCAUAUAUAUAGGUUUGGAUCUAAUUAUAUUUUAUCUUUUUCCAUUUAAAUUUGGUCCUGAUAUUUUGCCUUUGGCUUCCCCGGGUCUCCGUUUAGAAUCUUACUGUUCUGUUUAAUUUGAACUGUUACAUCCUUUGUGUUGGCUAGCUCCUUGCUCACAAUAACUUCUCCGCACCUGGAACUUUGGCCUAGGAUUUCUUUUCACUUUUAGACCCUUCCUGUGGCAUGAGCAGAUGAGCUCUUAUCUCUUUCCUCUUUGGGUUUUGCACAGACGGGUCAUUCAGUGACCAGAUGUUUGCCUCUCUCCUCCCCCUACGUCACCUCAGCCCCGAGUGUGCUGUUCUUUGAAGGGUAUCACCUCUCCCGAUGCCUUUUCUCCUGAUACACUGACAAGAAUCCUGGAAAUGGCUGCCUUAAAUGCAGGGACCAGUAGAAUCUUGCCUCAACACAUAACCCAGAUCACCAGUAAGAACCCAGCUGUUUUCCAGCCCUAACACACUGCCUCUGCCUUCGGGUAGGGCGGAGGGAGCCAGUCCAGACCCCUGGAAUCUGCCACCCUUCCCCCUCUCCAGAUGCAGGUACUCUCUGUAUCAGGAAGAGAGCCUCCUUGAAAUGCGUCUUCAGUCUUAGCUUGUCCUCUUCCAUCUCGCCUCGCCCACCCAUUUCUCUAGCCUAUCACUUUCAUUCUUCGACAUCAAUAAACACCAGUGCCUGCCAUGGUGCUGAUUUACCAUCAAGUAAACAAUCAUAGUAGAGUGCUCAGUGCUGAGAUAGGGCACAAAGCAAAGAUGUCUAAGUCUGUACAAGGGUGCUCAGUGAGGCCUCCCCACAAACUGAUGUCCUCACAUAAGCCGAGCUUUGAAGGAUUGUCUGCAGUUCGCCAAUGUACAUUCUCCAUCCUGCCUCUGCAUUCGAGGACUUCUUGCAGGGGAAAUAGGCUUGCUGAGAUCCUCAGUAGCAAAACCUGGCUGAGUAGGGGAGCCUGGACUUCCACCCUGGACAGGCUGUAACAAGGCACCUCUCCUACCACCCCUGCCUGUCCCUACCUCCUGCCAGGGUGGUAUCAGAGCAGACCUAGUGGGCAACUGGGACUCACACCCCUACCUGGCAGUAACGAACCUCCCACACACAUACACCCAGUGUCGGUGAGGACUGCAUGGGGAUCCUGGACUUUGACCCCACGCACUGGUAAUAAGGUGCCUCUUCUCCCCUCCUGGGGUGUGUCAGAGGAGGCUGAGUGGGAAGCUAGAAUUUUCACUGUCAUCCAAGGGCCAUCACUGCACCCCAAGUAGACGCCACAUGGGGAGCAGUACUGAAACACAUCUCCCCCUCCCAGCCAGGGAGGCCUAGUGGGAAACCUGAAAUCCUACCUCUGGCCGGCAGUAGCAAAGUACCCUUGCCCCUGCCAAGGGCACCCAAGGAGGCUGAGUGGGGAACUGGACUGUCACUCCCUGCUAACAGCAGCAAGGAAACGCUUGCUUCCUCACAGCACAAUGUCAGAGAAGGCCAGGGGCUGGGGAGGGGAGUGAUUAGAUUGGUGAAAACGUUCUGGAAUUGAAUGGUAGUGAUGGUUGCACAACAUUGUGAAUGUACUAAACCCACUAAAUUAUGUACUUCUAAAUGGUGAGUUUUAUGGUAUGUGGAUUGUAUCUUUAAAAAAAUAAAAAGAGCCAUGGAGACUCACUCCUGGGCAGAAAUAGGACUGAGUCCUAAUAAGCAGAUUUCAACUUCUUCCCAGCUGGAUUUCAGAAUUGCUAUAAACCAGGGACUCCUGUGUGCCUCUCAUGUCCCUCCUUUUUAAACAGUGAUGGCUAUAAUGGUUAUCCUCUGACUGUCCCACCACUGUACUCUGGGUGCGCAGGAAAUGAUCACUUGUCUCUUGGGUUCACGGGAAUUCAGAUGGGAAGGAACUGUACUUGAGGAGCUGGACUUAAGGAAUUACAUCCAAAGAUCCUCACCUGUACCUGGACUUAAUUUAGACGGUGUGUUUGUUGGCUAGGGCUGCUGUAACGAAGGACCACAGACUGGGCAGUUUAAACAACAGAAAUUUAUUUUCUCACAGCUCUGGAGACUGGAAGUCCAAGAUUAAGGUGUACAGAGAUUUGGUUUCUUCUGAGAUCUUUCUGCUCAGUUUGUAGAUGGUCAGUCGCCUUCUCACUGAGUCCUCACAUGGUCUUUUCUUCUGUGCACACACAUUUAUUCCUAAUCUCUUUUUAUAAGGAAACCAGUCAGAUUCGAUUAGGCCCAUCCUAAUGGCCUCAUUUUAAUUUAAUCCCCUCUUUAAAGACCAGAUCUGCAAAUACAGUCACAGUCUGAGGUACUGGGGAUUAGGGCUUUAACCUAUGAAUUUGGGAGGGGGAACACAGUUCAUCCCAUAACAGAGGGCAAAUGUAUUGCAAAAUUUUGAAACUCCCCAUUUUCCUGAUGCCUCAGCCUCCCCAGACAGGCUGUGAGCACCCCGCCAGAUGACCAGGCGCACCAGUGUGAUAAGGCUGGUUCCUGCCGCAGGUUCCCCUCCUUGGCUUCAAAUGCACCAGUGAAACCCCCUCAUGCCUUUUGCUUGAGUUCUUCACCCUGACCCCACUAAAGAUGUGCCCACGGGUCCUCACUCUCUCUCAGCUCUCCAUGUGCUUGGCGGAGCCUACUCCCUGGGUGCUCCUCCCAUGUGGCCCCUGCAUGGCCUGCCAUGCCUCCUUCUUCUAGGACCUUUAAUUUCUUCUGCCUCUGAGUGUUGUUGCCACAGCCACUUUGGAAUAAUCCUUAAAGACCCCGCAGGGGGAACUUAAACUCCCCCACCUCUAGCACAGCAGAAUUCUCAACCCUCAGCUGAUUGAUGCUGAAAUGGGAUGAAACUUUGGAGGGCCCUUGGGAUAGUGAGCAUAUUUUGUAUGUGGGAGGAAUGUAAAUAAUUUGGUACCAGAAGGCAGACUGUGGUGGUUUUAAAACGUAUCCACAAAUUCUUGAUACUCUUCCCCUCAGUAGGUGAAAAUUAAUUCCCCUCCCCUUGAGUGUGGGGUGGACUGAGUGACUUGCUCCCAACAAAUAGAAAUAUGAUGGAAGGUUCAGUGUGUUUCUCCCAAGACUAGGUCAUAAAAGGCACUGGAACUUCCUCCUCAUUGCUCUCUUAGAUGACUCUCUCUGGGAACAGCUAGCCCUGAACAAUCAAGUAGCCCAUAAAGAGGCCCCUGUGGCAAGGAACUGAGGCUUCCAGCCAACAGCCCUGUGAGUGAACCAUAUUGGAGGUAGAUCCUCCAGCCCCAGUCAAGCCUCCAGAUGACCCAGCUGACAUCUUGACUAACCUCCCGAGAGAGGCAGAACAAGAACCAUUCAGCUAAGCUGCUCCCAGAUUCCUGAUCCCAGAAACCAUGCAAGCUAAUAAAUAUUUCUUAUUUUAAGCUGCUAAGUUUGUGGUAAUUUGUUAUCCAGCCAUAGAUAAUAUACUAGGUCUUUAUCAUAAGAGGAAAAUCAUAUAUAGACUUGAAGAGUAGCCCCUUUAUUUAUGUUACCUGCCUAGCCUCUGUAGGCAUUUGAGUUGAUGACUCCUACAAAAUUACAAAAUCUCUCUCUCUAAUUAGAUGAUGUCUAUCUCCAAGGCAGAGGUCAUGACAUCCCUGUGUUCUGUGCUCCUUCCCCAGGAUGACUGAUUCAAUAACUUCUCCAAUAAACCCUUGCUAGUUACCAUUGUGGAAUGUCUGUUCUACCUAAUUUUCAAGCCCACGGAUUAGGUUCUUUGUUCAGAAUACUUGCUUGGAGGUAGGUUAGAAAUUCCACAACUGUUGGUCAGGGCUUCGUGAGUUCUCAGUCACCUGAGCUGGACACUGAGGGUCGGGUUGCUGCUCAGGGCGCCCAGUACAGCCACACCCCCUUUUGUGCCCUCUUUGUUUAACCUGCUUCUUACUUUGGGGUCAUUUUGCUCUUGAACCCAAGUUCAUAAGUGAUACCUCCCUCCUGAAUACUCCCCCUACCUACUAAUAACAAAUGUUGGAAACGGGUAACAAAGUUUAAAGAGGCUUAGCUCGCCAGAGGUGUUCACCUGUGUACAAGUGUGCUGUGGGGAGAAGUUGGGCAGGUUUGAGGACCAAAGUAGUGCCAAAAGGCUCCCAGGCAGGAAGAACUGGGAAACCAGCUUGUUCUUUCUCCCUUCCUCUCCUUCAAGUUACCGUCUUGUCUCAACAACUGCCGGACAUGAUAAACAAAAGACAGACAAUUUAUUUCACAUCAUCUAAGCUGUAUGCAAGGCAGCAACAAGGAAAGGGUGUGCAAAACAGGCCUAAAAUCCUCCCUCUCUAAUUCCCUGCAGUGGUGAGGGCCAACCUACUCAAGGGUUAGGGGGCAGGAUGAGGAGAGAGAUUCAGAUGAAUGGACAGAACUUGGUGCCAGGAGUUCAGAAAACGUCACCGAGAUGCCUUCUUCACUCAGGAUCCAGGACUUCCGCCUGGUUGACAGUGGUGUUUGAGACAGUCUGCCCAUUCAGAGAGUCUCGUAUGGGCCUGCAGUUGCUGCUGGAGGACACGGUGCCAGAGGGAUGGCUCAGAAUCAGACUCCAGAACCUUUUAUGGUUGAAGUAGCAGAGGGCCGCUAGGAAAGGACAAGGGGAUGGGGGAGAGGAAAGUUGGAGAGUGGGAGGAAAGUGGCAACAAGGGUGAGGCCGAAGGGAAGAGAAGUCCCUAAGAACCUAUCCCUUGGGGAUUGACAGCCCCCUCCCUCCACGCUUCCUCUGCCCUGACCCACCCAGUUUCCCUGCUUCCCAGGGCACUCCAGCCCACUCACCACAGGUGACGUAUAGGAAAAA
This is a messenger RNA of Camelus dromedarius (Arabian camel), 11586 nucleotides long. RefSeq names its product KRAB-A domain containing 2 (gene KRABD2). The coding region runs from base 1295 to 2584 and encodes 429 amino acids. The transcript is spliced from 3 exons. Lineage: Eukaryota; Metazoa; Chordata; Mammalia; Artiodactyla; Camelidae. Gene Ontology annotation, biological process: DNA integration. Gene Ontology annotation, molecular function: nucleic acid binding. The record is from RefSeq and is a predicted model, not a curated record.